Thunnus maccoyii (southern bluefin tuna) is the source of this 2561-nucleotide messenger RNA. Its product is annotated as perforin-1-like. Lineage: Eukaryota; Metazoa; Chordata; Actinopteri; Scombriformes; Scombridae. The transcript is spliced from 5 exons. The record is from RefSeq and is a predicted model, not a curated record. The coding region runs from base 133 to 1893 and encodes 586 amino acids. Gene Ontology annotation, biological process: leukocyte mediated cytotoxicity. Gene Ontology annotation, molecular function: calcium ion binding; pore-forming activity.
UCCUGCCCUGUUUACCUAUAAAUACAACGCACUGAUAUCCAUGUUCACAUUUAGUUUCAUGCAUGCGGCGUGAACAGGAAAGAGAAGGUUAAACCAUCAGUUUGCAUCCAUCACUCAACAAGAAACAUCAACAUGUUUCUGUUGAAUAUUUGCGUCUGUGCCGGCCUCAUGCUGUCCCUUUCUCAGUGUACGGAUCAAUUAGGCACAUACGGGACACCCAAACAGUGCCUAGAGGCAGAAUUCGCUCCAGGUACCAAUUUGGCCGGAGAAGGCUUCGAUAUCACAAAAAUGGAACGUAAAGGGGCCUUCGUGCUCAACAUGAAUCACUGGAAACGAAAGGACAGAACAUGCAUCCUGGUUACCAACCCCUAUCUGGAGAAUAAAAGGCAAAAGCUCCCCUUGUCAGUGGUGGACUGGAGGGCAAAGCAGUCCUGCAGCAUGAAAUUGGCGACUGAGCUCCACAAAUCCAGUGAGUCUCUACUCACUUCCAGCACAUCUUCUGUUGAAAACAACUGGAAAGUCGGUUUAGAUCUUUCAAUAGGAAAAAAAGGCGCCUCGUUUAUGCUGGCUGGCACCAAUUCUAAAUUGUCUGAAUACUCCAUGGGGAAAACAAAGAGUGACAAGUUCAAUUUUGCAACCCAAAGCAUGCACUGUGAGUACUACAGUUACCGAGUGUCUAACAAGCCCAGGUUGCAUAGAGAAUUUAAAACAGCACUGAAACAGCUGCCCAAAGUCUACAGUGCUGAAAGCAAGCAACAGUUUUACAAACUGAUUGACAACUUUGGAACCCAUUACAUUACCAAGGUGAAGUUGGGAGGAAGUGUUAAUUCUGUGACCAGCGUCCGAGAGUGCAAGGCCGGCCUGGACGGACACACUGCAGAGGAUGUGCAGAUGUGCCUGGAAGUCGAGGCGUCCGCCACUAUCAAAGCUACAAUAAGUACUCAAGCAAAGCACUGCAAGAAGGAUGUCCAGAAGUCAGACAGUAAGUCAGCGUUCUCCAGCCUCUUCAAUGACAGGUUCACAGAAAUAAAGGGGGGCCACACCACCGAGCCAGACCUUCUCUUCUCUGCUGACAAAAAUCCAUCAGCCUACAAGGAAUGGCUGAACACGUUACCAAACAAUCCAGACAUAUUCUCAUAUUCCCUGGAAUCGCUGCACGAGUUACUGCCUCUUAAAAGCCCUCGCCGGAGUAACCUGAGCUCAGCCAUUAGCCAUUACAUCCUGGAGAAAGGCCUGAUGAAGAACUGCAGCACCCGCUGUCAGACCGGCAUCAUGAGCGACCCGAAGGAUCACUGCGUCUGCAAAUGCCACAAUGUCCCCGGUGUAACCCCAGACUGCUGCCCGACCCGUAAGGGCAUGGCACGGGUCAUCAUAACUGCACAACGGGCAACUGGUCUUUGGGGAGACUUCUUCACUUCCACAGACGGUUACGUGAAAGUGUUCUUCAACGGGCCGUUUUGGCGUUCUCCUGUCAUUAACAACAACAACAACCCGCACUGGAACAUGAUCGUCGACCUGGGCACCCAGGAUGUGUCAUCAGGACCUAAAGUGAAAUUUGAAGUGUGGGAUCAGGACAGCGGCUGGGACGACGACCUGCUGGGAAAAUGUGAGCGAAGUCUGUCUGCUGGAGUGAAAACGGAUCUCUGUCACCUGAAUCACGGCCAGCUGUUCUUCAAAAUGAAUGUGACAUGUGCUCCAAGUCUGACCGGACCGCAAUGCACAGAUUAUAAACCUUCACCUAUGAGUCAAAGUCUGCAGAAUCUAUAUGUGUCCCGUCAUGCCCACCCUAUUCCAAAGGCCAUCCUGUUAGAGAUGGGUGUGUUUGUGAAUGAAACAAGCUCAUACAGAAACCAGAGUCUUCCUGCUGAGAUCAAAAAGGUUGAUUUGAUAUAAUACCUGCAUUUGGCUUUACUGAGGUUUACAUUCAAAGUGUUACCAACAUUUUUUGCAGCAUUAAAGUUAAGAUGCAUUAUCAUAACUGUUACCCCUUAUUAAAUCUCUACUGACCAAAAAAGAUGAGAUGUACAUCUGUGAGGGAAGAAUUGACAAAGUGGCUCCAGUUCAGGAAACUUCAUAUUUCCUGUGUUCAAUUUUUAUUUCAGUUUAAUCUCUAUUAAGGGCUCAAUGAAUUUAAAGUAAAAUAAGAUUUGUGUUUUGAGUAUUGUCAAUGAAGAUUAGAUACACAAGAUCAUCUAAAAGUUCCUGCAGUUGUUGAAAAGUGACUUUGAUUCAAUGCAGCUUUUACAAACAAACUUAUUUUUGGCCUUAUUUUCUUUCUUUUUUUUUUACACUUUUUUACUUGUGCAUUUCUUUUUUGCAGCUUAAUGCUUCUAUACAAACAUCUAUAAAAUGUACUAGUAUGUUUUAUACAUUUUAAUCACAUGUUUUGCUUUGUGGAUUUUUGACAUGAUGUUCAACUCAAAUUUCUAGUAAGAGUAAAGGAGAGAGAAGUGAAGAAUUGAACAUAAAGCUUUAUGUUUCCAUGCAAGGCCUUCAUAUUAUACAUGUUUCAUAUAUUUUAUAUUCUGGUUGCAGUAGUUCCUCUCCUUCAUCCUCCAUUA